Messenger RNA from Gavia stellata (red-throated loon), 995 nucleotides. RefSeq names its product dehydrogenase/reductase 12 (gene DHRS12). Bases 1 to 984 code for a protein of 327 amino acids. The record is from RefSeq and is a predicted model, not a curated record. NCBI's taxonomy places the organism in Eukaryota, Metazoa, Chordata, Aves, Gaviiformes, Gaviidae. The transcript is spliced from 10 exons.
AUGUCCUGGUACCGCAACGCCGUGUGGUUCGUGAAGGGGCUGCGGGAGUACACGAGGAGUGGCUAUGAGUCUGCUUCCAAGCACUUCAAUCCAGCCGAUGUGGAGGUGAAUGUGGCUGGAAGAUCCUUUCUGGUCACCGGCGCGAACAGUGGCAUUGGCAAGGCCACAGCCAAAGAGAUAGCGAGGAGAGGUGGCACGGUUCAUCUGGUUUGCCGAAAUAAGGAACGGGCUGAGGUCGCCAAAGGAGAAAUAGUGGCAGAAACGGGCAAUCAGAAUAUCUUCUUGCAUAUUGUGGAUAUAUCUAAUCCCAAGGAAAUCUGGAAGUUUGCUGAAAAAUUCAAAAAUGAACAUAAAUUAAAUGUGUUGAUCAACAAUGCAGGAUGUAUGGUGAAUAACAGAGAAUUAACUGAAGAUGGACUUGAAAAAAACUUUGCAACAAACACUUUGGGUACAUACAUUCUGACAACUGCCCUGCUGCCCCUCCUGGAAAAAGAAGCUGAUGCCAGAGUGAUAACUGUCUCUUCGGGGGGCAUGCUAGUUCAAAAAUUAAACAUAUCUGACUUGCAGUCAGGAAAUGGGACAUUUGAUGGAACUAUGGUGUAUGCACAAAACAAGGUACAGUCCAUGAGACAGCAAGUUGUCUUGACAGAACAGUGGGCAAAAGCUCACAGAAACAUCCAUUUCUCUGUUAUGCACCCCGGCUGGGCAGACACUCCAGCUGUGAGAUCGUCAAUGCCAGAUUUCUAUCAGAAGAUGAAGAAUACUCUGCGCACAGAGACCCAGGGAGCUGAUACUGUUGUAUGGUUGGCCGUAUCACCUGAAGCAACAAAGUUACCGAGCGGCUUGUUCUUCCAAGACAGGCAACCAGUCCCUACGCAUUUACCCCUGGCAAGCACCCACAGUCCACCAGAGGAUGAGGAGAAGCUAAUGGAGGUGCUGGAAGAGUUCUCCCAGAAGUUUAAAUCCACUUCUCCAGGAAUUUAGUGUCACUGCUG